Messenger RNA from Mangifera indica (mango), 2115 nucleotides. RefSeq names its product protein NRT1/ PTR FAMILY 5.2-like. The record is from RefSeq and is a predicted model, not a curated record. Gene Ontology annotation, cellular component: membrane. Bases 204 to 1958 code for a protein of 584 amino acids. Gene Ontology annotation, molecular function: tripeptide transmembrane transporter activity; dipeptide transmembrane transporter activity. The transcript is spliced from 4 exons. NCBI's taxonomy places the organism in Eukaryota, Viridiplantae, Streptophyta, Magnoliopsida, Sapindales, Anacardiaceae. Gene Ontology annotation, biological process: dipeptide transport; transmembrane transport.
GAGAUCGGAGAGAGUGGUGGGCUCAGGCUCAAGCGACGGCUCCUCAUUAGAAGAGCAAUUAAUUGUCUUUACACUGCCCCCUUUAGAGUCCAGCUGUAUAAAUGUCCUACUGGUAAUUAUCCUGAGACACAAUAAAUAGAUAGGUGAGAAGCUUCAUCACUCGUAUACUAAACUUUCUCCACUCCAGUCUCAGCUUAAUAUCCAUGGCGAUUGAACAAGUCAUUCAGGAUUACACACAGGAUGGUACAGUGGACCUCAGCGGAAACCCAGUCCGCAGAUCUAAGAGAGGUGGAUGGCGAGCUUGCUUCUUCGUUGUUGUGUAUGAGGUGUUUGAACGCAUGGCGUAUUAUGGGAUAUCGUCAAAUCUGAUAGUGUAUCUGGCCGAAAAGCUCCAUCAGGGAACUGUGAAGUCGGCUAAUAAUGUCACCAACUGGGUCGGCACCGUCUGGAUCACUCCUAUCUUGGGUGCAUAUUUUGCAGAUGCUCAUCUUGGACGUUACUGGACCUUCCUCACCGCUUCUGUAAUUUAUCUCUUGGGAAUGUGUUUACUAACAUUAUCAGUAUCCCUCCCGGGGCUAAAGCCGCCUGCCUGCAGUGAAGUCAAUUUGGAAGACUGUAAAGAGGCGUCCACAUUACAAUUAGGAAUCUUCUUCGGUGCAUUAUAUAUUCUAGCUCUGGGAACCGGUGGAACCAAGCCUAAUAUAUCCACCAUAGGUGCAGACCAAUUCGAUGAUUUUGAGCCCAAGGAGAAGGCUCAUAAGCUCUCCUUCUUCAACUGGUGGAUGUUUAGCAUUUUCUUUGGGACACUCUUUGCCAACACAGUUCUGGUGUACAUUCAAGACAACGUUGGCUGGACGUUGGGCUAUGCCCUUCCAACUCUAGGGCUUGUGAUAUCCAUCGGGAUUUUCAUGGCUGGCACACCUUUUUACAGGCACAGAAUUCCUACAGGGAGCCCGUUUACAAGGAUGGCAAGAGUCAUUGUUGCUGCCUUGAGGAAAUGGAACGUGAGACUGCCUACCGACCCCAAAGAACUCAAUGAACUUGACUUGGAAGAAUAUGCAAAGAAAGGGAAGUUCAGGAUUGAUUCUACUCCAACUUGGAGGUUUCUUAACAAAGCUGCUGUGAAAACAGGCUCAACUGAUCCUUGGUUGCUAUGCUCGGUGACUCAUGUGGAAGAAACUAAACAAAUGUUGAGAAUGAUCCCAAUCUUGCUUGCUACAUUUGUUCCAAGCACAAUGGUAGCUCAGAUCAACACCCUUUUUGUCAAGCAAGGCACUACUCUUGAUAGAGCUGUUGGCAGUUUCCAGAUUCCCCCUGCAAGUUUAGCUGGAUUUGUGACUAUCUCAAUGCUUGUUUGUGUUGUUUUAUAUGACCGAUGCUUUGUCAAGAUUAUGCGAAGGUGGACGAAAAAUCCUAGAGGCAUCAGUCUCCUCCAAAGAAUGGGAAUUGGUCUUGUUGUGCAUAUCAUUAUCAUGAUAAUUGCAUCUCUAACAGAGAGAUACAGAUUAAGUGUUGCCAAGGAGCAUGAAGUUGUUCAGAAUGCGGGUAAAGUUCCGUUAACGAUAUUCAUUCUUCUUCCACAAUUCGUGCUUAUGGGAAUAGCUGAUGCAUUCCUGGAGGUGGCCAAGAUUGAGUUCUUCUAUGACCAGGCACCGGAAAGUAUGAAGAGUCUUGGAACUUCUUACUCCAUGACUACUUUAGGAAUUGGAAAUUUCUUGAGUAGCUUUCUUCUUUCGACAGUUUCUCAUAUCACUCAGGAGCGUGGACAUCAAGGAUGGAUCCUGAACAACCUGAAUGCUUCUCAUUUGGAUUACUACUAUGCGUUUUUUGCGAUACUGAACAUCCUGAACUUUGGUUUCUUCUUGGCUGUGUCAAGGUCUUAUGUCUACAAGGCUGAAGUAUCGGAUUCAAUGGAGGUGCUUACAAAGGAAUUGAAGGCUAUGACAUUAACUGUCUGAGAAAUGAGUACAUUGAAUCAUUCACACAGAAGAAAAAAUCAUGACUAGACUCGGAAUUAAAAAGAGAAAACAGCAAUAAUAAAUUGAUUGAAGGUCUGCAAGUAUCUUACAUGUAUGAGCAGCAACAUAAGGUUGUUAUCAUAUUGCCAGUUUCACA